This is a messenger RNA of Strigops habroptila (Kakapo), 1296 nucleotides long. It is a transcript of the gene CIAO2A, whose product is annotated as cytosolic iron-sulfur assembly component 2A. The record is from RefSeq and is a predicted model, not a curated record. The transcript is spliced from 5 exons. Bases 141 to 926 code for a protein of 261 amino acids. Lineage: Eukaryota; Metazoa; Chordata; Aves; Psittaciformes; Psittacidae.
GCUGGGAGCUGUAGUCUCCGUGAGCACCCGCUGGGACCGCGCUGCCGCCCCCUGCCCUCGCUGCGGCCGGUGAGACCGAGGCGGGCGGCUGCUCCGGCGGCCGGUCCCGCGCACGGCUGAGCCGCCUGAGGAAGCUGGAAAUGGUUCGUUGGAAGCUUGGCUCUGCCAAGCGUGCGGUUUCCGCGGGCAAAGCCCGGCGGAGCGGGGUGUCUGUGCGGGUGCGGACGGACCUGGCGGUACCGGGGGGGGUCAGCAACCGCGGGCAGCGCCCCGGGACCCCGGGAGCAGCCGCCCGGCCCCCGCGGCACCGCCUAUGGGCGGAGCUUCCGCAGCGCGGCCCCGCCCGCCGGCAGCCGGGCCUCAGCCGCUCGGACGCUCCGCUGGUGGCGGACGGUGGCCGUGAAGGUCCGUUUCGCGUUCUCCCAUGGCGGAGCGGGAGGAUGUCGCUGGUGCUGGGGCUGCUGUCGCACACGCUGAGCAGGGUGCUGUGGUACUCCGGGCUGCGUAGGGGCUGCCAUGCCCCCCGGAGCCACGCCAUGGAGCAGGACAAGGCGCUCGAGGUUUACGAUAUAAUCCGUACUAUCCGGGACCCAGAGAAGCCAAAUACUUUAGAAGAACUGGAAGUGGUAACAGAAAACUGCGUUGAAGUGCAGGAGAUAGGAGAAGAUGAGUAUCUGGUUAUCAUCAGGUUUACACCAACAGUACCUCAUUGCUCUUUGGCUACUCUCAUUGGCCUUUGUUUAAGAAUAAAACUUCAGAGAUGUUUGCCUUUUAGACAUAAGCUGGAAAUCUACAUAACUGAAGGUACACAUUCCACUGAAGAAGACAUCAACAAGCAAAUCAAUGACAAGGAGAGAGUAGCAGCCGCGAUGGAGAACCCAAACCUGCGUGAAAUCGUGGAGCAGUGUGUCACAGAGCCUGACUAGCAGCUGGGACAGCCACAGAUACCAUUUUGAUACAUUUCGUAAAGUAUCUUUGUUAAAAAAAAGAGAAAAUAAUAAUAAUCAAGGCCUUGAGUUUAAUACUUGAGUUCUUUUUAUCUUCCAUGUGUUUUUUAAAAGGAAUUGUUUAUAAGAUAGAUUUAAAUUAUGACGAAUUAGUCUUUAAAGUGAAGUGUAUAGUGUUCAGAGUUGUAAUUUCUGGUGUCCAGAGAAAUAUUUUAUGAUUAAAGACAAAGCAACACCCAGGCAUUGCCUUCUGACAGACAUUGUGAUAUAAAUGCAGUUUUGAGGGGUGAAUUUCUACGUUGUUCCAAUCGCUGCGCUGUAAAAAUAAAAGUUGAUUCUUGUACUGAAA